Molecule: messenger RNA, 3274 nt
Organism: Exophiala dermatitidis NIH/UT8656
Lineage: Eukaryota; Fungi; Ascomycota; Eurotiomycetes; Chaetothyriales; Herpotrichiellaceae
Exons: 2
Coding region: 1768-3180 (470 amino acids)
Source: RefSeq, a predicted model, not a curated record
UCGCGUGCUCGGCUAUCAAGGACCUGAUCUUGAUCGGUAACCACGACCAGGACCAAACUCAGGCUUAUCCAUCCGUAUAGAGGACCUAAUCCAUGGUCUUCAUCUUUGACAGCGGGUCAGUGCGCCUGUGAUUCGCCCGCCCACACACAGCUCGAAGAAGCAAUCUCGAAGAGCUAUUAGUACGAGCUGGCAGGGGAGGUUGUCGAUGAAAACGUAGCUGAACCCUGCAUCUCAGGUUUCCUCUUAAGCCCUGGACUUUUUGCCCAGUCAAUCUUAUGCCUGUAGUGCUUGAUACCUGGGGAUUUGAUACAUGGGCGUAUGCACUACUUGCUCCUUGAUGGCUUCGGGAUUAGGCCGGCGUUGGGCUCGGGGAUGGACCAACUCGAAUAGGAGCUUCAUUGUACGCCACCGUGACAUCGUCGGAAAGAACGGUAUCAUGGCUCAGCUCCAGACGCAGUUUGUAGAGAAAUGGAUUGACAAAGCCCAGCGCCAAAGAAGCUGGACGGACAAACGGUGGUAAAAAAAUAUAACAGUGUACUCCUGGCACAGGGCAAUCGAGAUCUUGACUGCCUGCGGUAUGAUUGGCAACGUGCGGGACACACGAUUAGUCAGCCCAAGAGACAACUUGAACGACACCGCACUCAGACUCCCGCAAGAAAGUCAACCUCUGUGCUCGAUGCCAGAGACCUUGUUCGUGGUAGGAAAAUACAAGAAGAAGGCACAGCCGUUCUCUCAUGACUUAUCCGACUUGAAAGCAUAGUGGCGAGCUCUGCGGCCAUACUUGAUUUUGACGGAAGAGCAGCCGUGGUAGAAAUCGCUGCUGCAGCAUUUACUUCUGCCUGGACAGGUGUUGUUUCCCCAUUCAUGUCUGAUGGACACUCUUACGGUAGGAGGUGCUGCGCUAUCGUUGCUGGUAAAGAGACUCUCGCCGGCACUGAACGACCGUGUUUUCUUGACUAUGCAUAUCUAUGGAACUACGAUUUGCAAGGACGCUGCUAGUUCUUAGGACAUUAUCCACGCCUUGAGGCACCAAUACAGUUGAACCUGGGAGCACUGGCCCUCCAAUUACUGCACGAAAUGGAAUGCGCGUGACGAACCCGACCAAAGACUUGAGAACAAUGAACUGAAAACGCACGGUCGCCUCCUUAGCGAAGCAACAUUCCAGCCACGUGUAUCGCAGAACCACUGCGAGAACGGUCUCCUUAGGCAAUCAGCUUCUCAUGAAAGCUGAGAAAGAUUCCUAGUCUCAUACACCUGCCAGGUAGGCGGAUAACUGUGUCUUUGCUUACCCACAGCGGUAAGCAGAUCGAGAUUCUUUCGCAAUCCCUCCUGUGACUCGACAUGAUGCUACAGACAUUACUCGCGUGCCAAAGAUCCGGCUUUGUCAUACCUCCUACGUUGCUAUAUUUUCAACAAAGGACGAGUCCAGAGGCCGCAAUCAGAGACAAAAGAGGACCGCAGCGCCAGAUAUAGCACUGCACAAAGAAACAUCGGCAUCGACUAUGGCAUUCUAUUUCGCAGUCAUGAUUCAUUGUUCUCAAUCUGUGGAAGGCAGGGGGGCCUUGGGAGAUUCAAAGAUCCCCACGGCCGCAAACACACAGAAUCAAUCAGCUCAACUUCUAGCCAGACGUUCGUCUGAUCAGGGAUUCCGGUGACAUUUCUUACUUUCGUAGGCCAGCGUACCACUGUUCGAAACUCAUCGCAUCCCAGCUACCCGAGCAAGCAAGCAAGCAGUCAAUCAAUCACGAGAAGACCACCAGUUGCAACAUGAUGCCGUCCACUCCCACAUCGCCGACUCUCCCGCCUCCGUCACCCUGUUCGCCCAACACCACCAGUCCUGGGCAGCAUCUACGUCGUCUUGUCGAACCGGUGCCUCAAUUGGUAGCCACAUCUGCCAUGCAGCAAAUUGACUCGAUCCUGAGUCCUGUGCACGAAGAAAGUCCGGCCGUCAACGGUAGUGAUUCAAACGGCUCGAUCUGCCGACGCAACAGCCUGAGCAGUCCCGUCAGCUCGCCAACACAGACGUGGUCCUUUGCGCUAGCACGCACUGGUGACCAGAGGGUUGACGAAUUCCGUUUCCAGCCCGCCGGCAUUUGCGAAGACGGCCGACAAAGCCGGAUGGCCAUGAGAAGUUCUCGGAUGACAUUGCCUCUGCGAGUGAACACCACAUGGACGGGCAUGCGGCGAACCGCCAGCGGCGCCGACCUUUCCCGAACCCAGAUGAUGACCAUGCCCAUGGCCUCGAGCGGCGACGAUAGAGUACCAUCCUCGCCAUUCUCCGACACGACAACUCUUGUGGACUGGACUUCUCCGACAUCAUCGCCGAGGAGACCGCGGACGACCGCACCGGCAGCGGCAGCAACACACAGGACCGACCUGGCAAACCGGUCCACCUCCACCUCCACCUAUCGAACCCCUUCCAAAAGACAGCUCGUCCGAGCCCGCAUGCCGAGUCCAAUCGGGACCGCCACAACAGCAACAGCAGGGUCCUCACCCUCUCCUCCACGAUCAUCACGGUCACCGAUUCGCAAAAAGCUAUGCUCGUCGCGGCGCGGCGGUGCGGCGCAUGUGCGGUGCCGCCUGCCCCCACCGCCCAAAUACCAUGUCGUCGUCCGUCCAAGUGGUACUGAAGAGUACUCGCCGACAACUCUGCGCAACCGCAUCCAAUACAUGCACAGCGUGAAGCACCUGCGCGCGCCGCUGGUGCCGCUAAUAUCAGUCUCUUCGGGGCUGGCGCACCCGGUCUUUCCCACCACGCUGCUGCAGUACCAUCUCCUGACGCACGAGCAGCUCGACGACCUCGCCCGCUGGUACCAUCAGGUCGACCCGCCCGUCGACGAAACGUUCAUGUACCCUGCUUGGAUCCCCGCUUGGACGAGCUUGGAUUCUGAAUCUGCUGAUGCUAACGGCAACGCCAUUCUUUCGGGUCCUGACUCUGACGCGGAGAACAACAACACAACCACAACAGUCAGUGGAGUUGAUCUCGAAACGAAACGCCGUCGCUUCGGUCGUUUCAUUGGCCUCCGAGGCUGCGAUAGUCCUACGACCGCCACAGCAGAUGGAAACGCAGAAAGGCCCGAAGAGCUGGCCAGGAGGAUGGAGAGGGAGUGGAGGCGCGCCCUGCGGCGUGCAGAGGAGGAAGAGAUGGCUUGGGAGAAGACCUGGAGGGGGAGAUGGUAGUUAUAAUCCAAGUAUGAGUCAAAUUAUACAUUUAUAGUAAUACUAGCAUUGGCCUCCAGAUGUAUACAAAUUUUAUCGAAUCUCAUUCAUUCCC